AUGCCGCCAAAGAGAGAAUAUCUAGAGAUUCUAGAUUUUGAAAUGCAAUGUGGUUGCAUGUGUUCUAACAUUCUUCAUUAUCAGUAUAAUUUGUCCUUGGCUUCAGUGGCAGCCAAUUUUAGCACUAGUGUUGUUAGGAGCAAUGUUAAUUUUCAUGAAGAUGAAGAAGAAGAGGAAAAUGAAAAUGGUGUUCUAAUUCAUGAUGAUGAAGAUGAGUUGAGAAGAGGUCCAUGGACUCUUGAUGAAGACAAACUUCUCGUCCAUUACAUUUCUUGCCAUGGCGAUCGGCGUUGGAAUCAUUUAGCGAAAUCUUCAGGAUUGAAGAGAACUGGUAAAAGUUGCAGAUUAAGGUGGUUGAAUUAUCUAAAACCGGAUGUUAAGCGCGGAAACCUUACUAUUGAAGAACAGAUUUUGAUUAUUCAACUACAAUCGAAGUUGGGCAACAGGUGGUCCAGAAUUGCAAAACAUCUACCAGGAAGAACAGAUAAUGAAAUAAAGAACUACUGGAGAACACGCGUGCAAAAGCAAGAAAGACAACGCCUCAAGUUCGAUCCUAAUAACAUGCCUGCACUGGUUCCUGAUCACGCAAUGGGAUGCUUUGCACCUAGGACAACAAUGGACAUAAUAGGGGAUAUGAAUUGCAACACAAGUCAAGCCCUCGUAAAUAAUACCGCAAGCUGCACCUCUUCAACGUCAUCAUUGGUGCCAAAUUCAACAAUAAGCAUCUCAAGGGCAUUUGUUGAUACGUCAGGAGACUCAGGACACCAUAAUACUCACACUACUAAUAAUGGUACUGCUGAGUAUGAUAUCAACGGUUCUGCAUUUCCAAAGGCAAUUGACUGUAGUUAUCAAAUGAUUAACGAUUGUGGUAAUGUUUAUGAUUACAUGGAUGCUUUAAUCAACUUGGGAAACUCGAUAUCGAGUCGCUGCCACAUCACAGAAGACAACGCGGUCUUGGACGAUCAGACGGCAAUAAAUGAUCUUUGGAAGUGGUGACAUGUGCGGAUCCUAAAAUCAGGAGGCACUGCAUUGCAUUGCGUUUGCAUAUCAUGAACCUAUGUGAUCUGUUCAAUUUGGAGAUAUUUGUCCCAGAGCAUCACCAAUGGAGGGUGAUUUUUUUUAUUUUCACGACAUCUAUGAUUUUAGAUCCCAAUUAACACAAAUUCAUCUCCGGUGGUUGGAUCCUACAAAC
Messenger RNA from Papaver somniferum (opium poppy), 1192 nucleotides. RefSeq names its product transcription factor MYB62-like. The record is from RefSeq and is a predicted model, not a curated record. The transcript is spliced from 4 exons. Gene Ontology annotation, cellular component: nucleus. Gene Ontology annotation, biological process: regulation of DNA-templated transcription. Lineage: Eukaryota; Viridiplantae; Streptophyta; Magnoliopsida; Ranunculales; Papaveraceae. Gene Ontology annotation, molecular function: DNA-binding transcription factor activity; sequence-specific DNA binding. The coding region runs from base 1 to 996 and encodes 331 amino acids.